Molecule: messenger RNA, 2757 nt
Organism: Melitaea cinxia (Glanville fritillary)
Lineage: Eukaryota; Metazoa; Arthropoda; Insecta; Lepidoptera; Nymphalidae
Product: RING finger protein 10
Exons: 11
Coding region: 283-2466 (727 amino acids)
Biological process (GO): positive regulation of transcription by RNA polymerase II
Molecular function (GO): metal ion binding; transcription cis-regulatory region binding
Source: RefSeq, a predicted model, not a curated record
GUGGCUCUUCGCCGGCUGGAGAGCUGGUCGCCAUAUUAGUGGCGGAUUGUAACAAAAAGUUUUUGCUUCUGAUUUUCGUCGUUAUCGGCGAAAGGGAGUAUAAAAUACUCCCAUUUUGUGUUUAAAGUUAUCGUCAGUGUAUUUAUCGCUAAUUAUAUAUUUUACUGAGGAAAAUAUAUUUUUCUUGUUGUGUUGUAUUAUAAACAUGGCUUUUUAAAAUGUCGGCCCUGAACGUAAAAUUUUCUUCUCCUUGCGGAGUAUCCCGCUCAAUUGCUUUUGUGGAUGUUGGAAGAAUCCAGGAUGGACAAGAAAUCUAUAAACCGUUCCGUCUUACAACAGCCGAGGGCCUCCGCCAUCGACUGUAAAAAAAGUACAGCAGAAUUGACGCAUAAACCUUGGCCACGGAGCAAUAAGAAACGCGAAGGACCUGGCAGUGUACCCAAAAAUGAAUCUGUUCGAAAGAAUAUGCCAUCGCCGAGGGGUAGAGGUCAAAUGGAUAAGCGGCCGCGCACCCGCGGUGCCACCAAUUUCCCUCUGGGUGGAACGCAGAACACCGGGAUAGAGGAUGAUGAUGAACCUGAAAUAGGGUCUGUGUUUACACCUGGAAGCAAGAAACAAAACUUGAACCAUUUACUGAACUUCAUGUAUCCCUCCCGUGGUGGUACCGGGGAAUGCGGAAGGGUACCGGCAUUGCGUCGUAAGGCCCAACAAUGGGUCUCAUACAAACAUGAACAUGAUCUCUACCUCCGAGCAUACUGUCAGUUUGUGGUCAAGGAAGAUGCGGAUGACAUGUUAAAUAUACUGGACCCUGAUAUGCCUCUUAAGUGGGAUCUAAUUGAGGAAAUUGUGGUCAGAAGCACCGGUAAAUCUGAAUGCCCAAUAUGCUUGGGUACGCCCGUUGCCGGGAGAGUUGGACGUUGCGGGCAUGUUUACUGCUGGGCGUGUAUCUUGCAUUAUGCUGCUGUUCAUGAGAAGCAGCCCCCCCCAUGCCCCGUCUGUGCAACCUCAUUACAAGUUACUGAUAUGAAACCAGCAAAGAUAGUGCAGUGGGAAUCUCCAGCUGAAGAGGUAACCAUGCGUCUCGUCCGACGUUUACGUGGUUCAAAUUUUGUGGAAGUUGCACCACCUCGCGGUCAAUUGAAAGAAACUAAAGAACAGCGUAUUCUGCCUCUAGAAACUCUCUAUGAGGCUCCAUAUGCCAAACUGUUCUUUGCUACAAAGCAACAAGUUAUUGACAUUUUGGAAAGAGACAGAAAUGAAAUAAAAAACCAAAUAUUAGCCGAGAUAGAUACAACUGAAAUAAUCUACCUGGAACAAGCAUUGGAAAUGCUUCAGUUAAAAGAACAAAAAAUCAAAAUGCAAUAUGAACAACCAAAAACUGUACAAUCUUCUGUACCUGAAGAAUUUGUACUGACGGUAUGUGAGAAACUAGAGGUUAAUGGGAAAAAAUUAGAUUGGUUUGAUGUAACUGAUGAAGGAGCUACAUGCUUAGAAGUACUUGAAAAUGAAAUGGGAACUUUGAAAAUUGAAUCUAACUUGAACCCAGAUGCGAAAGCCUUUCAAUGUGACAUCAAUGACAACCAAGUUGAAGAAUUUCCACUCAUAGAGAGUGCUCUACAGCAUGAUGACACUUGUGACAAUACAAUUUAUACGGAUAUUGACAAGCAAAAUCAGACUAAGUACUUUUAUUUCUACCAAUCUGACGAUGGCCAACAAGUGUUCCUUAACAGCCUAAAUGUACGGGUAUUAAAUGCUACAUGGGGCUGUCUUGCCGCCGCGCCGUCCGUUAUCCGCGGACGCGUACUACAACGUAACACAUUGUCGCUAAAUGACCAGACAAGAAAACAGAUGCCCUAUACUACCCACUUACCUCUACAUUGCUCCUUUGAUAUUGUGGAACUGGAUCUACAGCCACCUUAUGUAACCAAUGAAGCUCUUGGAAAUUUUGCAGCUGAAAUUGAACGUCGGGCAAGGAAUCGAGCCAAACAUAAGCGAGAUGAACGACGCCGAGAGAGAGAUCAUCGUCGUAAGAUGGAAGGCCCUCCGAAACCAGACUUUUCGUCGGAAGUAUUGUUCCCAUCUGCUCUCCCUACAUACAGUAGUUCACAGCCUACCUUUAGUAGUAGUCCUCGACAAAUGGAAACUUUCACUAAUAUGGAUCAAUCUCCAUCCACGAGUUCUAUUUUAAGUUCAGAAACAGAACAGGCAAGCCCUUCUACAAGUUCUUCUUCACCAGGACUUUCAUUUGCUAAGAUGGCUAGUGCUAGUGGUACUUGGCGUGUACGUAAGGCAACACCUCCGUCUCCUCCGCCCAUCGAAGAUGAAUCGACUGGUCCUCGCACUAUGGUGCUAAGCGACGCCAUAGAAGCCGCAUUACAUGCCAAUUCUGUACAGCCAUCAGGAAAAAAAAAUAAAAAAUCUAAACAAAAGCUUCUUUUCGCUACAGGAAUGCAUCGCGCACCUUAAAUGUCAUGUCAUUGGAACUGUUUUUGUUUUCUUGACUAAUUGAAAUAAAAUUUUAUUAUGAAAUAUUGUAUAAUAGGUACGUCUUAUAUAAUUUGUGGUUACUUUUUUAACUUCAGACAUUUUCAUAAUUUUUUCUGAGUAUGUGAUAUGAUGAUAGUAUAUAUAUUGUAUUUGCAAAUAUUAUUUUGCUUGUUUUAUGUUUACAAAACGUGUACUAGUAAUAACAAUUACUUAGUUUGCUCACAUCAUCAUUAUUAUAAUUGGGUUGAAGAAUAAACUCAGGUGAAUUAA